Messenger RNA from Cokeromyces recurvatus, 771 nucleotides. Its product is annotated as concanavalin A-like lectin/glucanase domain-containing protein. The transcript has 3 exons. Gene Ontology annotation, molecular function: protein binding. NCBI's taxonomy places the organism in Eukaryota, Fungi, Mucoromycota, Mucoromycetes, Mucorales, Mucoraceae. The annotation marks the transcript as partial. The record is from RefSeq and is a predicted model, not a curated record.
UUAGCCACUCUUUCAGAAGAUGCAAGAUUUAGUUAUGAACAAGCAAAAUUAUUCCAACAUAGGCAUCCACCAGAAAGUAUACCGACUGAUAUUACUUUAUCUCAAUACGUCAGUAUUCAAGAAAAGGGCGUAUCAGCCUUUGAAUUUGAAUGGGAUAUAGAAACACAGACUCUAGUAUCUGCUAGAACUGAAAUACAGUUUUUGGACGGUGAAUGCUGUGUACAAACUAAUCUGCCUUUGCCCAGAAAUCAAGAAGUCUAUUAUUGGGAAGCAAAGAUGUUUGAAAAACCACCGACGACUAUUGUCUCUGUGGGGGUGGCUACAAAGCCAUAUCCUUGUUGGCGAUUACCAGGUUGGAAUAAGCAUUCUAUUGGCUAUUUUAGUCAUACAGGAAAUAAACACUUUAAUAAUCCUUUUGUUGGUAAACCCUAUGGAUACAUGUAUGAAGAAGGUGAUGUUAUUGGUGUUGGAUAUCGUCACCGUACAGGCACCUUAUUUUUUACAAGAAAUGGAAGAAAAUUAGAAGAGGCUUGUUUUGGUUUGAGAUAUAAUUUAUUUCCUACAAUUGGAGCCAAUGGACCUUGCCAAGUACAUGUUAAUUUUGGUCAAAUAGGUUUCGUCUUUGUGGAAGCCAAUGUAAAGAAAUGGGGAUUAGCGCCUGUUCAAGGUACAUUAGCACCACCACCUGCUUAUGGAUAUGAGGCUGGAUCCUUAUUAUUAGAAAGAGGUGAAGCAAGCCAUCUUUUAGAAUGCAGUCAUAAUGUGUUGAAU